Messenger RNA from Helianthus annuus (common sunflower), 985 nucleotides. RefSeq lists its product as uncharacterized. The coding region runs from base 110 to 835 and encodes 241 amino acids. Lineage: Eukaryota; Viridiplantae; Streptophyta; Magnoliopsida; Asterales; Asteraceae. The record is from RefSeq and is a predicted model, not a curated record. The transcript is spliced from 5 exons.
UUUCUUGUUAGUUUUGUUAUAUAUAACUUUCCUCCAGAUUUCUAAACCCUUUUUUGGGCCCAGUUUUUAAAAAUAAAAAUACAGGAGUUGGUGACGAACGACCGUUGCAAUGUCUGAAUCCAAAGCUCAAGACGACAUCGACAAGGAGGCUUUUGAGCAAUGGAAAUCAAGGUGGAACAAAAAGUACACUACCUCUAAAGAGGAGAAGAUUAGAUUCGAAAAGUUUCAAAAAAAUCUCCGUCUAGAAGAGGCUAAUUCUGGUAAUUCAGGACCAUCAGAACCACCUUGGACGGCUUUGGACACUCAUGCGGACGGUAUUCCUUUUGAGCAGUACAGGGUAGAGAUCCUGGGACUGGAACCGGACAAUCCUGAGGAGCGCAUUGUUUCUGAUUCUGAUAGUGAGGAGCGUGAGAUUUUUAUGAAGGGCUAUGGUAAGGCUCAUUAUGGAGUCAAAGAUAAGGAUGGUAAAUUCCAGCUGAAGUUUAUUUACACAAAGAAUCUGAGAGAUACUAGUGAUAAAGAUUCCUGGUAUGUGCCGCCUGUUGACAACGGCCAAUAUUCAGAACUAAUGACUUUGUACACAAAGAAUCUGAAAGGUCCAUUUCCCUGGUGUGUGCCGCCUGUUGACAAAGGCCGAAGUGAUCAUGAAAUAGAUGAUACCAAAGAGGAGGAGGAGCAUGUUACAGCCAAACGUCAAAGUGGUCGUAAAAAAGAUGAUACCAAGCAUGUUACAGCCAAACGCCAAAGUGAUCAUGAAAACGAUGAUACCAAACGCCAUAAAUCAGGCUGUGGAGGAGGAGAGGAUGCUGCAAUGACUGUGGAACCAGAACAGUGAGUGAAAGGUUGUAGAAAUGGGCAAGUUAUUAAGUAGUGGGUAGGAUUCAGUCUUUCAGUUGCAAAUGCUAUAUUUUACCUUUUAAUGUUGAACUUCUACACUCGGGUUUACAGAAGCAACGGUUAGGACAUCUUUAUAAUUAUAGUUUAG